AUGUCUUCAAUGGUCCUUAAUUUUUUUGAUGAUCGGGAAGAGUCUGUCCCCGACAAUACAUAUCGCCCAUAUCGCUCCAAGAGACACCGGCCGUGUGACGUCUGUCGUCAACGCAAGAGUGCAUGUCGUAUUCAGUCCAGGCCUCCAUGUGCAAUCUGCAACCAGCUCAAUGUUGAAUGCACAUUCGAAGGACCUCCAGCUAAGCGAAAGUCCCCACGCAUUGACCGCGAAAGGCCAUUGCAGUCAGUAGACUUUGCGCAAGCCCCUUCUCCAUUUUUGGAAUUCUUUUUAGAAAGCAACGAGGCUACCGAACAUGUCCCGAAGAUGAUCGCGCCGGUCGCUGAAAGUUCCCAUGGGCACCAGUUCGAGGACAUGAUACUUGGAACACAGGCAGCGGAGAUUCCCACUCAGCUACACUCAGUCCAGAACAGUUACCAAACUGUGGUAGACCAGCCAAACCAAACGGAGAACACUGCUUUGCCAAAUCUUAACUCACAGGAUUGCUGGGACUCGGAAAUGUUUCAGUAUGGAUCUGUGUCCCCUGUCUCCUCUCCUACCUCAGCACGUUCACUGGACCAGACCGAUGGUUUCUCUGCUCAAUACUUUGGAUCUUCAUGCGAAUCAGAUCCAUACUUGCUCCGACAUUUCAGAUUCGCGUCUGAAGGUGACUCUCGAUUCUUCAAGGUACACUUUCGUCGGGUGUCAAUGGAAGUGCCGGGCCAGAAAAUUCCGACUCAUUUCAUGAUUAGUGCAGAUGAGCUUGGCGAUGCAACUAAAUCGGAGAGCUGCAAUCGUGAAGGCCCUGAUAAGGUUAGAGCUGAUUUGGACGCUGCGGUCAAUAUUCAAGAGGGCCAACGCCUCGUGGGACUGUAA
This is a messenger RNA of Penicillium expansum, 873 nucleotides long. Its product is annotated as Zn(II)2Cys6 transcription factor domain-containing protein. The record is from RefSeq and is a predicted model, not a curated record. Gene Ontology annotation, molecular function: DNA-binding transcription factor activity, RNA polymerase II-specific; zinc ion binding. Gene Ontology annotation, cellular component: nucleus. Lineage: Eukaryota; Fungi; Ascomycota; Eurotiomycetes; Eurotiales; Aspergillaceae. The transcript has a single exon. Bases 1 to 873 code for a protein of 290 amino acids.